GCACACCGCUGGGCCAACGUUGGUUAUCUGACAUUUAACUCUUCCGGCUCUCUUCUCUUCACGGCUUGCAUCCAAGGCCAUUCCUUUCACAUAUUCCGCAUCGCCAAUCAUCCGAAGGACUCUCGACAAACGGCCGUGCACCAUCUUUAUAUUCUUGACCGCGGUUCAACACCCUGUGAGGUAACACACGCCUGUUUCUCCCGGGAUUCACGGUGGCUCGCUGCGUGCAGUAACCAUGGUACUACUCACGUAUUUCCAAUCACUCCCUACGGGGGUCCUGUGUCAGUACGUACCCACACGCACUCCCACGUAGUGAACCGCACCUCCAAGUACCAGCGCUCAUCG
Dibothriocephalus latus is the source of this 345-nucleotide messenger RNA. The record is from the annotation of a GenBank genome assembly. Lineage: Eukaryota; Metazoa; Platyhelminthes; Cestoda; Diphyllobothriidea; Diphyllobothriidae.